Capsicum annuum is the source of this 1302-nucleotide messenger RNA. RefSeq names its product rRNA N6-adenosine-methyltransferase METTL5. The transcript has 9 exons. Bases 159 to 800 code for a protein of 213 amino acids. Gene Ontology annotation, biological process: rRNA methylation. Gene Ontology annotation, molecular function: nucleic acid binding; rRNA (adenine-N6-)-methyltransferase activity. NCBI's taxonomy places the organism in Eukaryota, Viridiplantae, Streptophyta, Magnoliopsida, Solanales, Solanaceae. The record is from RefSeq and is a predicted model, not a curated record.
GGCUUAGGGAUUUUCAAGUCCAUACAAGCAUAACAAAAACACACUCUCUCUCUCUCUCCUUCAAGUCCAUACAAACAUAACAAAAACACUCUCUCUCUCCUCUUUUCACACACACAGAGUAGAAAGCUUUAGCAGUCAUCAAAUCAAAGUGAAAGAAGAUGAAGCUGAAACAAUUAGAAAGUCUUCUUGGUUCUCUUCAACAAUUCUCCAAUCCAAAGAUUGAGCUAGAACAAUAUCCUACUGGACCCCACAUUGCUUCUCGUAUGCUUUACACUGCUGAGAAUUCAUUUGAGGAUGUGAACAGUAAGGUGGUUGCAGAUUUCGGAUGUGGUUGUGGUACAUUAGGCCUUGCUGCUGGUCUUUUGGGAGCUGAAAGUAUUAUUGGGCUUGAUAUUGAUGCUGAGUCUCUUGAGAUUGCAUAUGAAAAUGCCGACGAGCUUGAGCUAGACAUGGAUUAUAUUCAAUGCGACAUCAACAGCUUAAAUUGGAGAGGUCAGAUCGUUGAAACAGUAGUUAUGAAUCCGCCUUUUGGAACACGGAGGAAAGGCGCUGACAUGAACUUUCUCUCUUUGGCGAUGAAGGUUGCUUCUCAAGCAGUUUAUUCCUUACAUAAGACCACAACUAGAGAACAUGUGAAAAGAGCAGCCUUGCGAGAUUAUAAUGCAAGAAGUGCUGAAGUUAUAUGCGAGCUUCGGUAUGAUGUGCCACAACUGUACAUAUUUCACAAGAAAAAGGAGGUCGACAUUGCUGUGGACCUCUGGCGUUUUGUUCCUCAAAGAACGCAAGAAAGAUCUCUGUAGUAUUAUGAAAAUAGUAAGUCUACUGAGACGACGAUAUUUAAAGGAAGUAAGAGUAUUUUGAACCAUGUGCGCAUCUGCAAACUACUUUGGCCUCAGGGGCUUAGUUCUAUUCAAUUAUCGAAGGUUGAGGGACUUGUGCCAAACGAACUAAGUCUGAUAUUUAAGUGGAGAAGGGUGCCUUGUUGAGUUUGAUUUUGUUACUUUUUGAUCCUAAAAUUCCACCAGCACAUUUACAAGCCCAAAAUAUCCUAACCCCUUCAUUCAACCCACACACCUACCCUUACACAUUCUCCCUGCACCUACUCCCUCCCCCUGCAAGCAACCACCCCUCCCGCAUGGACGUGAACCUCACCUGGUCACACAGCCACUCCACACCACUGCAGCUGUUGCACGCCCAGCCCCAAACCCCAUAGUUUAUUACAUUGAAUGAUGUAAAUGCUCGUCAUAAUAUUUUUCUACUUACUAAAUAUUCGAGUAAAAAAAUCACUUAUUUUAGGUUUUA